GUAGCGAGACUUUAAGACCGCACAAUGUAAGUAACAUACACUCUAAGUGGAAGCCAUUUAAUGCUGCUACGAUGGGGAUUUGGUUGAAUUAUGCUUUUGUUUUUAUUAUUCCUACCGCGGCGAGAAGUGAAAAGCUGUCCCGACAACAGCAUGUCCUCCUCGGUUCCCAAAGUGAGGCUCGCCGGAGGUCUGGAGAUCUGCCGGGUCCUGAACGGGAUGUGGCAGGUGUCCGGAGCUCACGGCACCGUGAACAAAACCAAAGCAGUGGAGGCCAUGCAGGCCUACGUAGACGCUGGACUCACCACCUUCGACAUGGCGGAUAUUUAUGGGCCUGCAGAAGAGAUAUAUGGACUGUUCAAUAGCCAGCUGAAAUCCUCCGGAAGAGCCUCCCCGGCUCUGCAGGGUCUAACUAAAUUUGUGCCGCGACCAGGACCGAUGGAGCGCAAGGAGGUGGAGAAGGCCCUGCAGCGCUCCAUGAGCCGAAUGAAGGUGGACAGCCUGGACUGUGUCCAGUUUCACUGGUGGGACUACAAAGACAAGCGAUACCUGGACGCACUGGGACACCUGUCUGACCUGCAGCAGGAGGGAGUCAUACGGGAGCUUGCCCUCACCAACUUUGACACCCAGCGACUGGAGGAGAUCACUAAGAAAGGCAUCCGCAUCUCCAGCAACCAGGUUCAGUACUCUCUGAUAGACCAGCGACCCGCAGCGAGGAUGGAGCGGUUCUGCGUGGCCAACAACAUAAAGCUCCUCACCUAUGGGACGCUGGCUGGCGGCCUGCUCUCUGAGCGCUAUCUGGGCAAGGCGGAGCCCAGCUCCCGUGCGGAGCUCGACACCGCCUCCCUCUCCAAGUACAAGAACAUGAUCGACGCAUGGGGCGGAUGGGCCCUCUUCCAGGACCUCCUCGUCGCCUUGGAGACCGUCGCCAAGAGACGGGACUGCUCGGUGGCCAGCGUGGCCACACGUUACGUGCUGGACCGCCCGGCCGUGAGCGGGGUCAUCAUCGGAUGCAGAUUGGGCGUCGCAGGGGCGGGGCAGCACAUCAGCGACAGCCUGCGCAGCUGCAGCGCCGACCUGGAGCUGGCAGCGGAGGAUCACGCUGCCAUCGAAGCCGUCACACGGCGCUCCAGGGACCUGAUGGCGCUCAUCGGAGACUGUGGCGAUGAGUACAGGAGGUGAGGGGGGGAGGGCCGGGCUGACAGACCAGAUCUGACAGGUCAGUGAGGAAGAGGGAGGGAGGAGGGGGAAAAAAUAACUUCUCAGGGAAUAAAUUCAAUCACGUGUUUGUGUUGUUUAAAGUAGAAAGAUUUACUUGUUUCACAAUAUUAGAAUUUUCUCACAAAUGUUUGGUUCCGCUUUAAAACCUAUUUGGAAUAAUAAUAACUCAAAGCUGAAGUUUCCUUGUUUCAAAGUGGAGCAUUUUCACCUUUUCAUUCUUUUCUUAAUCUCUAAUGUAUUUUUUUUUAACCAGUUUCUUUACCGACGUUAUGGAAAGCACCGCAAAAGCUUCCAGUCACGCUAAAUAAUUGAAAGAUUUUAUUUUGGUGUCUGCAUAAAACUACUGGUUUGGAAAACCUCUCAUUUAGUCUUGAACAUGAACGGAAUAAUCAAGGAUUAAAUUGAAAUGUUCAUGUUAUGUGAAAAGCAGAAUGUUCAUUUAUUACUUUUAAUUAGCAGUUUAAUGACUUUAAGUUGAAUCACUUUAUGUUGCAUUGAUCAUGACAAAAAAAAAAAAACGCUCAAAUGGGGAAUAUCCAAAUGUAAAUGUUGGCUGUUGUUGACGUGUAAUAAAGGAAUAUUGUAUCCAAAGCAUAAAA
Messenger RNA from Fundulus heteroclitus (mummichog), 1817 nucleotides. RefSeq lists its product as uncharacterized. Lineage: Eukaryota; Metazoa; Chordata; Actinopteri; Cyprinodontiformes; Fundulidae. Bases 91 to 1179 code for a protein of 362 amino acids. The record is from RefSeq and is a predicted model, not a curated record. The transcript is spliced from 7 exons.